Aaosphaeria arxii CBS 175.79 is the source of this 1512-nucleotide messenger RNA. Its product is annotated as GroES-like protein. Gene Ontology annotation, molecular function: zinc ion binding; L-iditol 2-dehydrogenase (NAD+) activity. The coding region runs from base 193 to 1272 and encodes 359 amino acids. The transcript is spliced from 3 exons. Gene Ontology annotation, biological process: D-sorbitol catabolic process. The record is from RefSeq and is a predicted model, not a curated record. Lineage: Eukaryota; Fungi; Ascomycota; Dothideomycetes; Pleosporales.
CAAUCAAGCUAUAAUUCUUCGUCAUCGUUCGUCCCGCUAGAGCUUUUAGUUCCGCGUGAGCUACAAAUGUCCUCCUGCUUGUGCUUUCGAAACAUUUUACCAUCAAAAAAGGAGAAGAGUUCUGAAUCCAACGGAGCAAAUAAUCAACAGCAGACAAAGCAACCUGAAGGUUCGCAGGAAACACCAGACAACAUGACACAAUCAGCUUCGGCCUCUUUGAAGAACCCAUCCUUCGUCCUCCAAUCCAAAGACCAUGUAUCCAUCGAAGAUAGGCCAGUCCCCGAACUGAAAAACCCCUACGACGUUCUCAUCAAGCCUCGAUGGACCGGUAUCUGCGGCUCAGACGUGCACUACUGGGUAGAAGGCCGCAUUGGCAGCUUCGUCGUUGAGAAGCCCAUGGUCCUUGGCCAUGAGUCCGCAGGUAUCGUCUCUCAAGUUGGCUCCGCAGUCAAGACGCUCAAGGUCGGCGAUCGAGUCGCUAUGGAACCCGGUAUUCCUUGCCGCCGUUGCGUGAGGUGCAAGGAGGGCCGAUACAAUCUCUGCCCGGACAUGGCUUUCGCAGCCACACCCCCAUACGAUGGUACCCUGGCGAGAUACUACGUCCUUCCCGAGGACCUCUGCGUCAAGUUGCCAGAGAACAUGUCUCUGGAGGAGGGUGCCCUCAUCGAGCCCACUGCCGUCGGUGUCCACAUCACAAGAGCGGCUGGCGUCAAGCCCGGCGACAGUGUUGUUGUUUUCGGUGCCGGUCCAGUCGGUUUGCUUUGCUGCACCGUCGCAAAGGCAUACGGAGCUUCAAAGAUCGUCACGGUGGAUAUCAACGAGGACAGAAUCAAAUUCGCUCUCUCCUACGCAGCUACACAUGCUUUCAGGAGCGCCAGGGUGAGCGCAGAGGAGAACGCAAAGAACUUGAUUCGGGACUGUGAACUCGGACCUGGUGCGGAUAUCAUCAUUGAUGCCAGUGGUGCGGAGCCUUGCAUUCAGACUGCUAUCCACGCUCUGCGAACAGGCGGAACAUAUAUCCAGGGUGGCAUGGGAAAGCCUGACAUUAACUUCCCCAUCAUGACAAUGUGCGCAAAAGAACUCAACGUCAAGGGGUCUUUCCGCUACGGUCCCGAUGAUUACAAGACUGCCGUCGAACUCGUAGCUACAGGCCGAAUCAGCGUGAAGGAGCUCAUUACUGGCAAGGUGAAAUUCGAUGAGGCGGAGAACGCCUUCAAGGACGUAAAGGCGGCAAAAGGAAUCAAGAUCUUGAUCGAGGGACCCGAAGAGUAGAUCAGCUUCGAUCAGACUGCUUUGUUCAUGAAAAAAGUUUGGUGGCGGGAGGAGUUGCGGAGUGUGGGCAUUGAGCAGAGUCCUAUAUGGAGGGGCUUUUCUGCUAGACGAGAUCAACGAAAUCUUUAUUUUUCAAAUUUCCUCUCAGAUCUACUCGCGAUUUUUUUACGAAUGCUUUCGUAUAUACGAUGGUACCUAUGCUUACAACCUGGCGUACAUACAUAUAAGUCUGAGUUAGGC